Molecule: messenger RNA, 636 nt
Organism: Volvox carteri f. nagariensis
Lineage: Eukaryota; Viridiplantae; Chlorophyta; Chlorophyceae; Chlamydomonadales; Volvocaceae
Exons: 4
Coding region: 1-636 (211 amino acids)
Source: RefSeq, a predicted model, not a curated record
AUGGCUUAUACAUCAAGAGCUUACGAGCGCAACUGGAAUUAUGAGGCCGCCGAUACCACCUUUGAUGCACGCGUCGGCAAGAUUUUAGCUGGUGGCCUAGAUCUAAAGGCGAGCCUCCGGGAUAAGGCCCUCGAGGAGCUGGCUGCCAAACAGGAAGCUGACGCCGCCUACGAGCAGCGUGAGGCCGCGGCCGCCCGCGUCAACCUGAACGCCGCGACCUCUCCUUCAAAGGCCGGCGGCCGAGUGGACCCCCGUGGCUACGUGUGGGUGGACCCCAAGGGCCGUACACUGGGUCCCGUGGGGGAUCAGACGGGGGCCGUUCCGGAGGGCGGCGGCAGCAGCCCGGCGGAGCAGGUGGCCCAGCUGUCGAGUCGGCGACCCAGGCUGACGGAGCGGCAGAUGGCGGCCAUGUCCAUGAACACCUCUGAGCGGUCCAUGGCGCUCUGGAAGAAGCUCAAUCCGGGCUGCGUCGAGGAAACCCAGCGCACCCCCAAGUCCACCUUCAAGGACCACUUCGGGCCCAAGGCGGACCUGCCCGAGGCGGACAAGGUGGAUAAGACCUACCACUACCAGAAGACCGACUUCUCCGAGUACACGGAAGUCAAACUGAGGCUCAUGAACCACCUCAAGUCGUAG